GUGUUAAUGUUUUACUAGGGUUCUUCAAUUCUCACUCUUCACACCCCCUCCCCAAAAAAAAUUUAAAAAAAUCAACAUCAACUACCAAUUAGCAAAAGCAAAAGAAAACACAAGUCUCAAACUCUCAAGUCACAAUAAAUAUUUGAAAUUAAAGAGAAAUUAAUAAGAAGGGUAGCUAGGUAGCUAUUAUAUAGCUAGGUAAGGUUUGAAGAGAGAAUUGUAUUAAUUAAAGAAGAGAGAAAGAAAAGAAGAAAAAAAAACAUAUUUAUGGUGAGAGACAUGAUGGGUACAUACUCAUCAUCAUCAAGAGGGUAUGUGGGAGACAUGAAUGAUGAUGUGAAUGUGAAUGUGAAUGUGAAUACGAAUAUGAGUAUGAAUGAAAAACCUGCAUGGCUAGAGAGGUUGAUGGGUGAAACAUUCUUUGGUGAUUGUGGGGUCCACAAAAAUCGAAGGAAGAACGAGAAGAACGUUUUUUGUUUACACUGUUGUCUUAGCAUCUGCCCCCACUGCUUCCCUUCUCAUACCUCUCAUCCUCUUCUCCAGGUGAGAAGGUAUGUUUACCACGAUGUAAUUCGAUUGGAUGAUCUCGAAAAGCUCAUUGAUUGUUCCAAUAUUCAGCCCUAUACAAUUAAUAGUGCCAAAGUGAUAUUUUUAAAUCAAAGGCCACAAUCAAGGUCAUGCAAAGGUACAGCCAAUGCUUGCUUCACUUGUGACAGAAUUCUUCAGGAGCCUUUCCAUUUUUGUUCUCUCUCAUGCAAGGUAGAUUACAUGGUGUACGUGGGGGAAAGCUUGUCGAACAUUUUACAUCGAUUUGAUGAAUCUGACUUUGCAAUAUCACAAUUCGAGGGACUAAGAGUGGAUGGAUCUGAGGUAAUCGAUGAAGACAACAAUAACAUUAACAUUGGUCCAAGUUGUUCUUACUCUAUCACUCAUCAAGAGGCCACUAGUAAUAACGUUCUUUCACACCAACCCCACAACAACAAAUCCAAUAGAUUCCUUCCUGGGAUUGUCCUCUCUCUUGGCAGUAGAAGAAAGGGUGCUCCCCAAAGGGCCCCUCUCUCCUAAUACUUUUCUAUUUUUAUUUUUAUUUUUACUAUAAUCAAAAUAAAUUAAUAAUAUAUUAUUAAUUAGUUACUAUUAUUUUAUGUCAUGGGAUUGAGGGCUUGGUUAAUUAGCUUUAUAAUGAUUAAUGAAUAAAUUCAUGCAAAAGCUAAGAUAUUUUCCAUUAUCUUCUUCAUGCUUGUUCAAACCACCAAUUUUGUUUUCGAUGCUAUGAAAAUAUGUGGCUAUGUAUUGUUUUU
Messenger RNA from Cicer arietinum (chickpea), 1301 nucleotides. RefSeq lists its product as uncharacterized. Lineage: Eukaryota; Viridiplantae; Streptophyta; Magnoliopsida; Fabales; Fabaceae. The record is from RefSeq and is a predicted model, not a curated record.